Prorocentrum cordatum is the source of this 776-nucleotide messenger RNA. The record is from the annotation of a GenBank genome assembly. NCBI's taxonomy places the organism in Eukaryota, Dinophyceae, Prorocentrales, Prorocentraceae.
AUGAUGCCUGAGCUGAAGCACCUCGGCGGCAUGUUCUUUGCUUCUUGGAGUGACAGCGCGGCGCAGUUGCUGCAGCGCAGGCUCUUCGCACCACUCUUCGUACGCAUCUACCAGUGCAUUUUUCGGCACGACCAUGGGUUGUUCGAGAACUUCUGCGCCGAGGGCGUCAUCAGCUCGCGCCCCGUCCUCGGCCUCGCGCGGCAGAAUUCUCACUGGCCCAGCGCGGCGCCCGCUGGCACCCUCGUCAGCGUCGGGGACGGUGGAGCCGUCGAGGCCGGAGACAAGCGAGGAGUGCCGCAAGAGAAGGAAAAUAACCCCAUGACCGAUCCCAUCGGCCCGCGCCACGCGCUGCCGUUCGCGGCGCCGGUCGAGGCGGCGGCCGCCAUCGAGGCACCCGAGCGCGGCGUGCCGUCGCCGGACGACGAGGGCGAUCCCGAGCCCGCAGAUCCAGGCCCCCAGGAGAGCGCCGCCCACGUGAAGCAGGAGCCCGCCUCGCCAGAGCCGAGCGCCAGCAAGGCCUCCGACGACUCGGCGGAGCGCGGCCCCGCCGCCGUGGCCGCGGAGCUGGAGGCGCUGUGGGCCGAUUUGCCUUCAGACGCCCGUGCGGAGCACUCGGAGGGGCAGUGCGCGCAGCGGCGGCGCAGGGGCAAAGGCGCCCCCGACCUCGGCGCCGGCGGCGCGCCCACGCAGCCGCCUGUGCCGGGCGCCGGGGCCGGCGGACGCCGCUCGGCCCUCAGGAGCCGGCGCGGCGGCGCCGUCGGCGCCAGCCAGCCUCC